AUGGGAUGCGGCAUGGUCCCUAUGAUGUUUCCUGGUGUUCAUCAGUACAUGCCACCUAUGGGGAUGGGAAUGGGAAUGGGAAUGGGCAUGGAUAUGGGCAUGAACCUACCAAUGGUGCCGUUUCCCACUGUUCUACCGAGUUCAGCGCUGCCAACCCCAGCUGGAUCAGCUCAUUUGGGUCCAAGGUUCCCUAUUCCAGCCUUUCAUAUGCCACCUUUUCCUGUACUUGAUGCAUCCAGGAUCCAAGCAACUAAUCAGCCAAGUCUUGCGUCACUUGCUUCUCAGAAUGCCAACCACCCACAGAUUCCAAAUUUUGCGGACCCAUAUCAACAGUAUCUUGGUUUCCACCAGACACAAGUAUCACAUCCUCAGAAUCAAGCAGUUGUGCAUCCUGGUAACAUUAGACCCAGUUGCAGCAAAGAUGCUGGGAACUCUGAAAAUCACCAAUCUGGUUGA
Ilex paraguariensis (yerba mate) is the source of this 456-nucleotide messenger RNA. The record is from the annotation of a GenBank genome assembly. NCBI's taxonomy places the organism in Eukaryota, Viridiplantae, Streptophyta, Magnoliopsida, Aquifoliales, Aquifoliaceae.